UGUUAUAUAUUACAUAAGAAUAAUAAAAUAAGCUUUAAACUUAUUAUUUAUGUAUUUCUUUUUACAGAAUUCUAAUUCCGAUUAAAAUAAAAUUUCUACUCAAAGUUUAUUUCUGUUCUUUUGCAUCCUGCGUGAUAAAGAACACGUUGUACAAUCAUCGAAAUACAUUUUCCUUCGAAUGCGUUGUAGGUUUUCACCGCAAAAGAAAGACAAAUGGACAAAUGGUGUCAUAACAGUAUUUUCAGAGUAGCAAAAUCACCCCUGGGUCGGUAGCACGUUUCCGCUGUUCAAAAAUAAAAAAAAAAGUCAGCAUGGACCAGUUUAUUUCAACGUAUCAAAAAGAUUACACGUGGCCUUCCACGAAGAUUCAACACGCGCCAGCUUUAUUGCGCGAAGGUGGUCCCUGUCGAUGUGACGAACGUUCGCGCGUGCUAAAGGUCAUUGAACUGUGCGGAGAUGAUCAGGAUUGGAGCCGUAUAGGUCCCAUGGGACGGCUUCUGGACCCUAAGUUGUACCCUGCGAAAACAGGGCCGCAUCCUGAGACAGAGGUGACCAAGUUCGAUCAACCGAGCACGUACAUGAGAAAAUUGGAACAGAAAUAUCCCAAUCUCUAUGGAAUUCUACAGAGCACGCCUAUGGACGAGAUAAUUCAACGUGUGGAUCAGGAUCGACUCAUUACGACCUACCAGAUGGACUACGGCGAUAAGGCAAUUACGGCUACAGAAGAUGCAGAAAUCGAUCCUUGCGUUUCCAUCAAACAACCAUUAAAAAUAGAUUGCCGUCCGUCUACUCGAUCUCGGCAUCCUAAACGCGACGCAGGUCAGAAAAGUGAAACGAAGACAUCGAGGAAAAAAGUCGAAGAAGAUACUCAAGAAACUCGACUACCACCUUGGCGUUCAGAGUAUCAAGACAAUAUUAGUCGAUUAGGACACGCCAUUAUGAGAUCAAAGAUUCAUCACAAAAAAGCUGCAGGGCCAGCUUGGUCAAUGGCUCUUUUAUAA
Molecule: messenger RNA, 1001 nt
Organism: Hylaeus volcanicus
Lineage: Eukaryota; Metazoa; Arthropoda; Insecta; Hymenoptera; Colletidae
Exons: 3
Coding region: 312-1001 (229 amino acids)
Source: RefSeq, a predicted model, not a curated record